This is a messenger RNA of Cordyceps militaris CM01, 2094 nucleotides long. RefSeq lists its product as uncharacterized. The transcript has a single exon. Gene Ontology annotation, biological process: cell population proliferation; mitotic spindle organization. Gene Ontology annotation, cellular component: cytoplasm. Bases 1 to 2094 code for a protein of 697 amino acids. Lineage: Eukaryota; Fungi; Ascomycota; Sordariomycetes; Hypocreales; Cordycipitaceae. The record is from RefSeq and is a predicted model, not a curated record.
AUGAAUCCGCUGUCACCAGCCCACGACGCUGCACUCAACUGCUCGCCAAGCUUCCGCCGCUACGACAACGACUACGAGGUCUCCAAGUAUACCGUCCGCGGCGCCAUAACAAUACACGAGAACCAAGAUCACGACGACGACGGGGACACCAUGUCCUCGCCGCUCCUCAGCAACACCAGCGCCCUGACGACCGGCACCUCCCGGAGUCACUCCUCGCAGCCCAACAGCACCAUUGGCACCGCCCCGGCGUCGCUGUCGCCGGCUAAAAACCGCCGCCACAGCCGCGUCAUCUCGGGCACGGAGCUGUCGCCGCUCAAGAUCCUCGGCCGUAAGCGCAGCAGCGAGGAGAACCACGACAGCGGUAGUGGAAUGGGGCCGCCGCCGACGCGGAAUGCUAGAAAGAUUUCGUCACCAGAGAAGCGGUUCCCGGUUAAGAUUGGAGGGGGUGGAGAGGAUGGCGUACGGGAGCGGCAGGUCAGCCUCGAGGAGGCGAUGAGGACAAAUAACCACUUGCGGCGCGCGAUUGACAUUUUUGAGGAUGACGAGGAGGACACCCCGGCGGCGGACGGUGACGAUGACGACGAAGCGGGCGCCUUCAACCCGGACGAUACCAUGACCAGCACGUUUAGCACUUUUUCCGUGACCGCCCCUACGCUCACGAGCUACGCCAACUGGCGCGGGAAGCAGAGUCCCGCCAAGCUCGCUGCCCUAGCUGAGGUGUCAUCGUCGCGGUCGACCACCCGGGACGAGAGCGGCAGCACGACGAACCUUAUGGACUUUACCGACUCGCUACGACACCCACGCCGCUCCCCAGAGAAGAAACUGCCAUCGUCCAAUACACUACCCAACCUGACCGCCACCGCCACCCCUAGAGCGGGCGGUGCCGGAACGAUGCUCAUUGACUUUGACAUUCCCCCGCUGCCGACACCACGCAGCGUGCCGUCGAUUUCCUCACGCGAGCUCGAGUCGCUCAAAUCUGGCUUCCUGUCCGAGAUUUCCUCGCUCAAGGCGUCGCUGAGCGGCAAGGCGGCCGAGGUGCAGUCGCUCAAGACGGCCGUGGGCGACGCCGAGGCGCGUGUCGGCGCGUCCAUGGAGAAGCUCCGCGAGGAGGCGGCGCUGCGGGAGCAGGUAGCGGCUGAAAAGGACGACUGGGCGCGCCGCGGGCGGGACAUGGAGCGCAUGCUGCAACAGCUCCAAGAGGAGCUACGCAAUGGGCAGCGUGACCGCGAGGAAGCGGACCGCAAGCUCGAAGAGAGCGAGAAGCGCCGCGAGGCGGCUGAGAUUUUGCACCAAGAGGCAGAAAGCAAGAUUGCCGGCCUGCGCGCGGGACGGGACGCGGAGGGAGGAAGGAAAGUGGCGCCGUCCCCACAGCAGACGAACAAAGAGGUCGAGAUGGCGGUGGAGCGUGUUGCUCGUGAGCUGCACACGCUAUAUAAGAGCAAGCACGAGACCAAGGUGACGGCGCUCAAGAAGUCGUACGAAGCACGCUGGGAGAAAAAGACCAAGGAGCUGGAGCGCCGCGUACAGGAGCUCCGCAAAGAGAAUGCGGACCUGCAAUCAGGCCGCCCUGAUCCUGACGACACACUGCUCGUGGCCGCGCAGGCCAACGCCGAAGCCGACAAGGAGCAGGCGAGCCGCGACCGCGCCGCCAUUCGCGAGCUCCACGCUACCGUGCAGCGCCUCGAAGCUGUGGUGGCCUCGGUCCAAGGGGACAACCAGGACCUCCGCGGGCUACUUGAAAAGGAACGCGUGGAAAAGGGCGAGCUCGUGCAGCUGGCGGAAGAAAUGAUGUCGAUGCAGAGUGUGGGCGGCGGCGCAGGAGGUAAAACGUCUCCCGCCACAGCGAGGUCCAUGAUGCCGGAACCGAGCAAGACACCGGCAGCCAAGAGACCCAUCUCGAUGCCGCCGCCGCCGCCACCGACAACGCCGGGAGGUAGGAGGGGCAGUGUCGGGAAAGCGUCGGGACUGAGGGCGCCCGGGUCGGCGUAUAGAAGCGGCGCGGGAGGAGCCGGAGGGCUGCGGAUGCCGGGCUCGCGCAGUGGAAUAUUGAGCUCGAUUGAAAAGAUGGGCAGCCAUCGUGGUCGCGGCCAGUGA